AUGUACGCGAAAUGCGGCAGCUUGGAUGAUGCACGUCAGGUGUUUGCUGAAAUGCGCGAGAGAAACCUGUUUGCUUGGUCGGCCAUGAUCAAUGGCUGCUCGCGAGAGCAUCGGUGGGAGGAGGUUAUUGACCUCUUUGCUGAGAUGAUGUGGGAAGGUGUGAUCUUGGACAAGCUUCUGUUUCCGAAGAUCUUGCAGGCGUGCGCCAACACUGGCGAUUUGAAGACUGGGAUGUUGCUGCACUCUCUUGCGGUCCGAGGAGGGUUCUUGAAUUCGCCUGUGGAGGCUCAGGUUGGGAAUGCGAUUCUGGCAAUGUACGCAAAAUGUGGCAUUUUUGGAGCUGCCAAGAAGUUUUUCAGGAAAAUGGCUGUCAAGGAUCUUGUGUCCUGGAAUUCAAUUAUAUCUGCCCAUUGUCAGUGUGGUGAGCAUGAGCAAGCUUUUCGGCUUUUUGAGAGGAUGAAGGAUGAAGGGAUUGAGCCUAGUGUGGUAACAUGGAACAUACUGAUCUCCAGCUAUAAUCAUUUGGGACAUACUGAUGAAGCAAUGCAGCUGAUGAAGCAGAUGGAGAGCUCUGGUGUUGUUCCUGAUGUGUUCACUUGGACUUGUUUGAUAUCUGGCUUUGUGCAGAAUAACAGAAUCAAUGAAGCAUUGGAUUUGUUCAUUGAUAUGCAGAACGCCGGAGUUGAGCCAAAUGAGAUGACCAUUGCGUGUGUAAUAUCAGCUUGUGCUUCAUUGAAGUGUCUGAGGAAGGGGAGGGAACUCCAUUCUUAUGCUAUCAAGAGGGAUAGUGCGACCAGUGUGUUGGUGGGCAAUGCUUUGGUUGACAUGUAUGCAAAAUGUGGGAGCCUAGACAAUGCGGAGAGAGUGUUUGAUGCGAUCCGAGGGAAAGAUGUUUUCACUUGGAAUACAAUGAUUGGAGGUUAUGCGCAGUUUGGGUCUUGUGGCAAAGCCUAUGAGCUUUUCUGCAAGAUGGAGGAUUCAGGUGUUCAGAGAAAUGUAAUUACUUGGAAUGUCAUGAUUUCAGGAUAUAUUCAGAAUAAGGCUGAAGAUCAAGCCAUGGAGCUCUUUCACAGGAUGGAGAGAGAAGGGAUAAGGAGCAAUACUGCUUCAUGGAAUGCUCUUAUUGCUGGUACAUUGGGGAAUGGCAAUUUAGACAAAGCACUGAAUAUAUUCCGGCAGAUGCAGUCAGUUUCGGUGAAGCCUAACUCAGUUACUAUCCUGAGUAUUCUUCCAGCCUGCGCAAAUCUGGUUUCAGGAUGGAAGGUAAAGGAGAUUCAUGCUUCCUUACUCCAUAGUGGUUUAGACUCUGACCUUGCCAUUUCCAAUUGUCUCAUUGAUACAUAUUCAAAAUCCGGUGAUCUAGGUAGUGCUCUGAUGGUUUUUAAUGGGAUUUCUUCAAGGGAUCUCAUCUCCUGUAAUUCCAUGAUUUCGGGUUGCAUUAUGCAUGGAUGUCCUCAGCUCGCGCAAAAUCUAUUCAAUAAGAUAAAAAAGGAAGGCAUCAAACCAAACCAUGCUAUUCUUGCAAGAAUCAUUGAUGCGUAUGCUAUUUCCGGAAUGGUGAAUGAAGGCAAGGAGUUCUACUCCAGAAUGUUCGAAGAAUACGAGCUAUCUCUAACCAUGGAGCAUUACGCAGCAAUCGUACAUCUUUAUGGCCGUUCAGGUAGACUUAGAGAAGCAGCUGAAAUCAUUGAGAAAAUGCCUAUGGAGCCUGAUUCCACCGUCUGGCAUGCAUUGCUUACUGCUGCCAGAGUUCAUGGUAAUAUCAAACUAGCAAGCCUUGCAGCUGAACACCUUAUCAAAAUAUACCCAAGAAGUUAUAGAAUUCGCAGAUUGUUGUUGCAUAUACAGGCUUUAAGCGGGAGGACCAGUGAAGGUUUAAAGGCCCUGAAACCGAUACCAGAGAUCAACAAUGUUGAUCACUCUUAUGGUAGUUGCUGUUUGGUAGUUAAGCAUAAUGUGUAUACAUUCUUAACAGGAGCAAAACCAAAGAAUAGUUUGGAGCUCAGUGAGGAGGAGGAAGAAGUUACAGGUGCUCACAGUGAGCAGCUUGCGAUCGUAUUCACUCUCAAGAAUGUGCCUAGCUUUCAGAAAAUUCGGAUAAUUAAGAGUAUCAGGAUGUGCGCAGCUUGCCACUCUGCUGCCAAGUUAAUAUCCAGAAGUCAUAGAAAUGAAAUUUUGCUAAAGGAUCCUGGUUGUUUGCAUCGCUUCAAAGAUGAGAAUUAUUAUCUUCGCCUUUUGAAAUUCAGGUAUCAUCAGCAUGAAAAUGAAUUAUGUCUGGAAGCUGUCACUAUGUAUUUAACUUCAGUGACAUGCAUCUACAACCUGAACCUCUUUAUUCUCAAAACUUUGACAGCACAAACUAACUAA
Dioscorea cayenensis subsp. rotundata (Guinea yam) is the source of this 2367-nucleotide messenger RNA. Its product is annotated as pentatricopeptide repeat-containing protein At1g19720-like. The coding region runs from base 1 to 2367 and encodes 788 amino acids. The record is from RefSeq and is a predicted model, not a curated record. The transcript has 4 exons. NCBI's taxonomy places the organism in Eukaryota, Viridiplantae, Streptophyta, Magnoliopsida, Dioscoreales, Dioscoreaceae. Gene Ontology annotation, biological process: RNA modification. Gene Ontology annotation, molecular function: RNA binding; protein binding; zinc ion binding.